AUGCACAAGAAGCACCCAAUCAUCCGCAUCGGUCCCAACUCACUUUCCUAUGGUGACCUAAAUGCAAUAAGAGACAUUUACGGGCACGGCACCAAGUGCUAUAAAGAUGUCUUCUAUCAGACAGAAGCCGGCUUACACUUCAACCUUGGGAAUGUCAUUGACAAACAGGACCAUGCGCGGAAGAGGAAGAUGCUCGCAGGCGCAUUCGCCAUGAAGAACGUGCAAGCCUGGGAGUUUAAGGUGGCUGAAAAUGUAGCUCAUUUUAUCGAAGCCUGUGACAAACAUUGCACUGCGCCACUACCAGAAUCCUGCCAGCCUCCCGACCCGAAAGAUCUGACGUUUGAUUUCCGCACGUGGACGAACUUCUUCACCAUCGAUGCAAUUGCCAAUAUUGCUCUCUCGGAGAAACUAGGUGUGCUUAGGACUGGGAACGAUCUCGUGUCCGCCCAGACUGUGGAUAACGUACAAUACGAAGUGAAAUUCCGGGAUUGUCUGCAUGCUUCCAAGAUAGCGCAUACGCGUAUUGCCUACGCAGACAAAUGGUAUUGGUUCAACAGCAAAUACGCAACCCGCCUAUUACCUUCCUAUCGAGAGCUGUGGAGGUUAAGCCAAGGUUGGAAUGACUUCGUGAACCACCAGGCAAGGAAACGUCUCGCUCGUUCAUUUGAGGAUGGGAAGGUAGACGACUUCUUCCAAUGCUUGAUGAAUAGCAAGGAUGGCAGUCCUAGAAGCCUCGAAUGGGGAGAAAUCGCAUCCGAGGUAGGCGUUCUAUUAGACGCCGGUUCUGCGACCACCGCAAUUGCUCUGAACAACGUAAUGUUCUGGUUGCUGCGAAGCCCCUCCUGUCUUGCCCGCCUGCAGGAAGAAAUCGAUGCUGCCCUUGACGUGGACACUAUCGUUGCACCCUACGACAAAGUGAAGCAUCUUCCCUAUUUGCGGGCCUGCCUUGACGAGAGCCUCCGCCUCACGCCCCCUUUCUCUUACAAUCUACCUCGUCGCACACCACCUGAUGGCGCAGUUAUACUAGGUACUCUUAUCCCCGGUGAUACGACUGUAUCUAUGUCAUCCUAUGUUGCACAUCGCGAUGAGCGGAUCUUUCCAGCACCUGAGAAAAUCAUCCCUGAGCGCUGGCUUUGCCUUUCAGCAGUGGUCCUCAAGCAUGCAUUGGACGGAACCUCACUUACUUGGAGCAAACUAUUAUGCUUGCUAGCGCUGUACACCGGUAUGGAUUUGCACUCCCACAUCCGGAAUGGGACCAGGAUCGGGUAG
Molecule: messenger RNA, 1269 nt
Organism: Aspergillus chevalieri
Lineage: Eukaryota; Fungi; Ascomycota; Eurotiomycetes; Eurotiales; Aspergillaceae
Exons: 1
Coding region: 1-1269 (422 amino acids)
Molecular function (GO): monooxygenase activity; heme binding; iron ion binding
Source: RefSeq, a predicted model, not a curated record